Molecule: messenger RNA, 2250 nt
Organism: Trichomycterus rosablanca
Lineage: Eukaryota; Metazoa; Chordata; Actinopteri; Siluriformes; Trichomycteridae
Product: collagen alpha-1(I) chain-like
Exons: 10
Coding region: 1-2250 (749 amino acids)
Source: RefSeq, a predicted model, not a curated record
AUGGGCACCGCCCCCAGCAUCACCAAACUGUCCCUGGGGGCCCCCGCACAUCCAGCGCACCGUCUCGCCGAGCCCGACGUGAGGGCGCGGUCGCCUUCCCGGUCGGAGGCCGUGGACCGAACGCGUAGGGGAAAACCGACCCUAGCGCGUGACGGGACCGACGAGGGUGGCGUGCGGACACGGGACGUCCACCUCGGCCGUCGGGGACCGGGGACCCGGGAGAGCCGCGGGACUCUGGCACGGCGACGCCCGGGCCGGGACACGCCUUUUGACCAGAGCGGACCGGGGACCCGGGAGAGCCGCGGGACUCUGGCACGGCGACGCCCGGGCCGGGACACGCCUUUUGACCAAAGCGGACGGGGGACCCGGGAGAGUCGCGGGACUCCGGCACGGCGACGCCCGGGCCGGGACGCGCCUUUCGACCGGACCGAGGCCGUUUCUCGGAGCCCUCUCGAGCCACGGCCGCGGGGCUCGGGAGCGUCGCUCGGGACGCGCCCCCCUACGCACCCUCCGAUUCCCGAGUCCCCUCGACCUCCGCUCCCCUCUCGGGACCCCCGCACGUGCUUUUCGGGCCUGUGCCUACGCGCGUACGCCUGGGAGGCCGUGUCUCGGAGCCCUCUCGAGCCACGGCCGCGGGGCUCGGGAGCGUCGCUCGGGACGCGCCCCCCUACGCACCCUCCGAUUCCCGAGUCCCCUCGACCUCCGCUCCCCUCUCGGGACCCCCGCACGUGGUUUUCGGGCCUGUGCCUACGCGCGUACGCCCGGGAGGCCGUGUCUCGGAGCCCUCUCGGGCCACGGCCGCGGGGCUCGGGAGCGUCGCUCGGGACGCGCCCCCCUACGCACCCUCCGAUUCCCGAGUCCCCUCGACCCUCCGCUCCCCUCUCGGGACCCCCGUACGUGCUUUUCGGGCCUACGCGCGUCCGCCCGGGAGGCCGUGUCUCGGAGCCCUCUCGGGCCACGGCCGCGGGGCUCGGGGGCGUCGCUCGGGACGCGCCCCCCUACGCCCCCUCGGAUUCCCGAGUCCCCUCGACCUCCGCUCCCCUCUCGGGACCCCCGUACGUUCUUUUCGGGCGUGUCUCGGAGGCCUCUCGAGCCACGGUCGCGGGGCUCCGGGGUGUCGCUCGGGACGCGCCCCCCUACGCCCCCUCCGAUUCCCGAGUGCCGGCGACCUCCCCUUCCGCCGGGCCCGACCGUAGACGCCGCGCGUCUGGGGCCCGUAUCUCGGCGGCCCCUCGACCCACGGCCGCGGGACCCGGAGGCUCCGCCCGUGCCCUGACCCCGCCCGCCCCCUCCGAUUCCCGAGUGCCGGCGACCUCCCCUUCCGCCGGGACCGACCCUAGGCGUCGCGCGUCCGGGGCCCGUAUCUCGGCGGCCCCUCGAGCCACGGCCGCGGGGCUCGGGAUCGUCGCUCGGGACGCGCCCCCCUACGCCCCCUCCGAUUCCGGCGGGCCUACGACCUCCCCUUCCGCCGGGCCCGACCCUAGACGCCGCGCGUCUGGGGCCCGUAUCUCGGCGGCCCCUCGGCCCCCGGCCGCGGGACUCGGAGGCUCCGCCCGUGCCCGUGCCCCGCACGUACCGUCCGAUUUCGUGUCCCAGAGAGAGCCUUCGGGCCGGACCUCUCGUAUCGGGCCGGGACUCGGCGUGGGCGCCCCCCCGGGCCUGAAGCGCGCCCUGUCCGGAGCCCCGCCCCCUGAGUGGGCGGGAACCGGAACGGGGGGCACCGUGUCCACACGGAUGAUCUGUGAGGAGGUUCACCAGAUCACAAGUUCCUUUCCAUGCCGUGUCCUAGACGGCUGCUCUGUCGCCGGGCCCGAGGGUGACCUAGGACGUGUCGAGCAGUUCGGCCGGGUGGUUAGUGAACAAUAUAACCAAAGCGUCAUCGAAGAGGGGCCCUCCCUUCCUUCCUGGGGCCCGGGACCCGACGAGGGAACGUUCACCGGAUGCCGGGGGGAGGUCCUAGAGACACGGGACCGACGCGGGCGUCCUCACACGCCCGCGCCCUGGCCGCACGCCGAUUACGGGGCCGAUCGGACCGCGUCCCGGGCGGAGAUCGCCGGGGGCCCCCGGGGCCCCUCGGGGCGGAGCGCCCCGGCACGACGGGCGCCCCCUCCGGGUCCCGGGACGAUCGGACGGGGUCCGCCCGAGACUCGGGCCGGGGCCCCCGGGGACCCCGCGGGGGGCCCCCCCUGCCCCACGGGCGCGCCCCGUGCGCUCCGGGGCCCGUCGUGGGAAGGGAUCGCUAAAGUGUGA